Ochlerotatus camptorhynchus is the source of this 795-nucleotide messenger RNA. Its product is annotated as trypsin-6-like. The transcript has a single exon. The record is from RefSeq and is a predicted model, not a curated record. Gene Ontology annotation, biological process: proteolysis. Lineage: Eukaryota; Metazoa; Arthropoda; Insecta; Diptera; Culicidae. Gene Ontology annotation, molecular function: serine-type endopeptidase activity. Bases 1 to 795 code for a protein of 264 amino acids.
AUGAGUCGUAAUAUUUGGACCAGUUGUUGCAUUUUACUAGUCAUUGUAGUUCAAUCUGAAGCCUCCGGAAAAAUUCGCAGGAUCGUGGGAGGAUCCACCUUACCCAUUAAAAUCGUUCCAUAUCAGGUGUCGAUAGCGAUCCGAGGGGAGCUUCUAUGUGGUGGUUCCAUUAUUGCUCCAAAAUGGAUUCUCACCGCUGCCCACUGUCUGAUGGUGGUUAAUGAUAAUGUAAUGAUUGUACGAGUCGGAUCCGAUCAAUAUAGGCAUGGAGGAAUAGUACGAGACGUGCAGUGGUCCGUUAGCCAUCCGGGUUUCAAUCAUCCUGAAGGUCACAACGACAUCGGGUUGAUCUUGCUGAACGAAAUGCUGUACAACAAUGGACUGUGGAAAUGUGUUCUGUUGGCGCAACAAGGUCAACGACCGCUUGAGGGUGCAAUUAGUAUGGCAUCAGGCUGGGGGACUACAGCUGAUCCUGGGCAGAUAUCUGAACGGUUGAAAUAUACGUUUCUACCGGUGACGUCGAUGGAUAGUUGCCUGCAAAACUAUACCUGGAUUGGGUUGGAUAGGAACAAUCAUUUUUGCGCCGGGUACUUUGUGAAUCGCACUUGCACUUGCUAUGGAGAUUCAGGAGGCCCACUGGUGAUCGAUGGAUUGCAAUAUGGGUUGCUAUCUUUCGGUAAUGAUUGUAUCUUUGCGGAUGUAUUUACUAAUGUAGGGUCGUUUCGAAGCUGGAUAGAUGCGAUCGUGAUAAGAUAUUCGUUUCCUCAUGAAUUGCAAUGUCCAUAUUUUUCGUAA